Molecule: messenger RNA, 1558 nt
Organism: Platichthys flesus (European flounder)
Lineage: Eukaryota; Metazoa; Chordata; Actinopteri; Pleuronectiformes; Pleuronectidae
Exons: 6
Coding region: 479-1237 (252 amino acids)
Molecular function (GO): protein binding
Source: RefSeq, a predicted model, not a curated record
UGUGUGUGUGUGUGUGUGUGUGUGUGUGUGUGUGUGUGUGUGUGUGUGUGUGUGUGUGUGUGUGUGUGUUCUGGUAAUCAUCACGCGAUGGGGACCGUUGACUGUUUACACAGUCACGUCAUGGGGACCGGUUGCGCUUUGGGGACCAAAAUCCCGGUCCCCAUGAGGAUAACCCUUUUAAAUGACUACUAGAGCUACUCUGAAGGUGCCCGUGAAGUUUUAAGCAUUGGCCCAUACGACAUGUUUUUUGGUGAGUGUGAGUGUGUGAGCAUUGCUCAUUGGUGGCCCUACUGUUUCUAGUUAGUACUGCACCCACUGCUUCACACACACACAUCUUCCAAAUAUGGUUGGGUGCCACCCACUUCCUUGUCCCCAUUAGGAAUGAUUCAAGCAGCGAGGACAUUUUCAGCAUCAAGAGGUAGCUAUCAACAGUAAAAGAAGAUUAUUUGCCGGAGAAACUAGCUAAGAAGAUAAGAACAUGUGCAGAGGAGCAAAAGUAAAGCAUAAGAAAUGCCACCACGGAUCAGCAAUUCAACAUGAUACACAUCUGCAAAUUAGAGGUCCAGUAUAUUUAUGCAGCAAAAGUAUUGAUGCCUUCAGAGAAGAUGGCUCAAUUGGUGUUAAUGGAGAACCCCACCUUUGUUUAUUUGCCCUGGAUGACAUCAAAGAAGGAGAAGAAAUCGCCUAUAACUAUGGAGGUGAAGACUGCCCAUGGCAAACACAGGUUUUUGCGAUGACCACUGGUUAUGUAACAGCUCUUGGAGGGCUGUCCCAAUUAGAUGGGGAAGAUUUCAACCUCUGUUUCAAGGGGCAAGAAUACCCUCGAAAACAAGGGACGACCAGCAUCACUGUUAACACCAUGGAGGAGGAUGAUUCAGAUCCUGUCCACUCAGAGAGUCUGAUGGCUUGUGCCUUUGGGCCAAAGAUCACACCUGAAGAGAUGAAAGACACAGAUCUGGAAGAUUCUGAACUAUUUGAUUCGUCAUCAGAGAGUGCAGAUGAUCACGUACCAGAUACCAUCUCCGAAAGUGACAGUGACAGUGAUGCUUCAGUUCAACUAAACUUUAAGAACACUUUUCUGCCUCUUAAUGAUCCUGAUAGCUCAAUGGGCCCCACUGUCUGCGAUUAUACAACACCAGACAACAUGAUUUUGGAUGGUCAAAACAUUACACCUGAAGCCCCCAGAGCAGUAGAAGAACCCCGGUCAAGUCAGACUAUAAAGGACAUCGUUAGAUAGCAGUCAUAAAAAAAAGGCCAGAUCAGAGACUGUUGUCAGUGUUGCCAACUUAAGAUGUUGCCACCAAUACUUUGUCAUUUCAGACCUUUGCCGCAUAACUGUUGCUGCCCCCAUUUAAUGUAGUUUUAUCUGUAUAUUCAUGCCUGCAAUAAUCAGAUAAAGGGUUGUUUGGCUGAUUCUAGAGUAUAUUAGGUGCUUAAAGUAGGACUCAUAACAGUUACAGUUUUAAUAGUAUAAACAUACAAACAACAACUAGUCCCUAUACCAAACACCUGUCCUACGUCCUCACAAUUCCAUAGUUAGUUAGAUUAAUGAGUGAAU